AUGCGAGACGCGUCCGAGAUUACAGUGGAGCGAUUGGAUUCGUUUUUCCCCAAAAGCAACGCACUUUGGUGUCGUCGAAUCAACGAGAGAGACUACGCGAUGAUAAACAGGGCGCACCACCGCGGGACUUUCGUGAAGCAAAAGAACAUCAUCAAAACGAGGAGGCGUUUUACGACAACCUCUUCUUUUUCUUCUUCGUGUUCUUCUUCGUCGUUCGCGCCUCUGCGAGGCGCGAAAUCAUCGUCGUCAACGAACGCGAAGACAACGAAGAAGAGAACGAAGAAGGAUGCGUUGAGCACAUUUACGCGUCGCGUGAACGACCCCAAAUUAAGAGAAAAAGUGAGGAGGCUCGCAUCGUCUAAAUCAUCGUCGUGGUAUUUCUCGCGCUCUUUUUCUUCUAAAGAUGACGAUGAUGAGAGCGUGGAUGACGAACCGCCACCGUUACCACCGCGUACGAAAGGAGGCGUUGUAACGAGAAAGAGUAAAGGAGAAGAAGACGAAGAAGAAGACAACGAUGAAGAAAAUAACAUAGGCCCAAGGUUAAUCCCAUCGAUUGCAACAGCUACGAUCGGGGCAUUUUUAUUCGGGUACCAUUCGGCGGUGAUUAACGCGCCUUUAGCGUCGAUUGCCUCGGAUUUAGGCUUCGCGGAGAGCGACGGAUUGAAAGGCGUCGUCGUGAGCGUGAUGGUGUUGGGAGGCGUUUUGGGUGGGUUCUCUAUCGCGCCGUUCGCGGAUAAGUACGGACGGAAAAACGCGUUGGCGUUCGUGACGAUACCUUUAGCCGUGGGUGCGUUGAUUUCGGCAGUCAGUUGGGACGCGGCGUCGAUGACGUUUGGGAGAUUAAUCACCGGGAUAGGCGUCGGCGCGAGUUCACAAAUCGUGCCUUUGUAUUUAGCGGAGAUCUCGCCGCCAAGUUUUCGAGGGACCGCGAACGGUUUGAGGAGAAUGGCGUACGUUUUUGGGUGUUUGGCGGCGUUUCAAUUGGCGGUGCCUUUAGAGGAAGCCGCCAACGGAGGCGACGGGUGGUGGCGACCGUUGUUUUCGGAUUCAGUCUUUCCGGCGGUGGCGUUGGCCGUGACCGCGUUGGUCGUGGCGGUGGAAUCGCCGGUGUGGUUGUUAGCGACGAGCGAGGAAAUCGAGUGCGAAGUGGAAAAGAAAGAGAUUGAGCGAGAAUCGAGGCGGUCGUUAGGGGCGCUGAUGAACAUUCGAGGGAAAGCGGCGAAAGUGUGGCAAGAGAACAUACAGAAAAAGGAAGAAAGUAGUAGUAGUAAUAGUAGUAGUAGCAGUAGUAGUAGUAUUGCUGCGAGUAGUAGUAAUAAUAGUAGUAGUAAUAGCGAGAGCGCGGCAGAGGAGAAUACGACUGUUGAAGACGACGACCGAAAGGAAACGAGUAGUAGUAUUCGUAGUAGUAGGAGUACUAUUGGUAAUAGUACGAGCGCCGUUACGAGCGGCGGCGGCGGCAAAAAAUUGGAGACGUGGUCGGAGAUUUUCAAAGACGAAACAAACGUCCCUUCUUUGAUUACAGGCGUUGGGUUGUGCGCUUUGGCGGCGUUUUCUGGAUCAAACACAGUUAUAUUCUACGCGAAAUCGGUGUUUAGCUCCGUCGGUUUGAGCUCGCCCGAGUUGUUGACGUGGGCGGUCGGCGUCCCGAACAUUGUGGGCGGCGUUUUAGCGCUGGUUUUCACGGACAAACUCGGUCGACGACCUUUGCUUUUGUGGUCGUUCGGUGGAAUGUCCGCGUGCUUAGUCGCGCUUUCUGCCGUGGACAUUUACACGCACGGGGUACCGUUCCUCUCCGAAAACAACGGCGGUUUCGGAGGAGGCGCGUCGUCCAUGACCACGUCGAGUAAAUUCUUCAAGGCGAGCUUUUGCAACACGCUCGACCCGUCCGCGGUGGAAGUGUUAUCACCAGAACAAAAAGCGAAGCAAAGAGGUAGUUUGAGCAUCAACGAGGGUUAUUUUUCGGACAUUUUCAACGUCCAACAGUCCUCGUACUCUUCGUUUACGACGAAAUCAAUCAUAUGCGAAGACUUACCGGACCGCGAAAUCGGCGGGUUAAUCGAAGACGUCGCCAUCCAAGGCCGCGAUACCAAAAGCAACAUCAGCGGCGAACGACAAGAACCGGAAGCUACGAUUGCGCUCAUAUCCCUCCCGCUUUACGUCCUCUUCUUCUCCGCCGGCGCCGGCCCAGUCCCGUGGCUGCUCUACAACGAAGUCUUCCCGACUCGAAUCCGCGCCAAAGCGGUGUCUUUGUGCACCGCCACCAACUACUUCUCCAACGCCAUCGUCGGUUCUGCGUUUCUACCCGGCGUCACGUUUCUCGGUUUGGGCGGCACGUACGCCGGUUACGCGCUCUUAAAUCUCCUCGGGUACGUUUUCGUGAAAGAACUCGUGUUUGAAACCAAAGGGAUGAAGUUAGAGGACAUCGAAGAGACGAUGUUAGAGAAGUGGGCGAAGAAUAAAAACGCGUCGACGUAA
Messenger RNA from Bathycoccus prasinos, 2478 nucleotides. RefSeq lists its product with no specific name. The transcript has a single exon. The record is from RefSeq and is a predicted model, not a curated record. Gene Ontology annotation, cellular component: membrane. The coding region runs from base 1 to 2478 and encodes 825 amino acids. Gene Ontology annotation, biological process: transmembrane transport. NCBI's taxonomy places the organism in Eukaryota, Viridiplantae, Chlorophyta, Mamiellophyceae, Mamiellales, Bathycoccaceae. Gene Ontology annotation, molecular function: myo-inositol:proton symporter activity.